This is a messenger RNA of Athene cunicularia (burrowing owl), 3548 nucleotides long. RefSeq names its product coatomer protein complex subunit gamma 2 (gene COPG2). The transcript is spliced from 26 exons. Gene Ontology annotation, biological process: organelle transport along microtubule; protein secretion; intracellular protein transport. Lineage: Eukaryota; Metazoa; Chordata; Aves; Strigiformes; Strigidae. Gene Ontology annotation, cellular component: endoplasmic reticulum; endoplasmic reticulum-Golgi intermediate compartment; COPI vesicle coat. Gene Ontology annotation, molecular function: structural molecule activity. The coding region runs from base 1 to 3156 and encodes 1051 amino acids. The record is from RefSeq and is a predicted model, not a curated record.
AUGACCUCAUCUGUCUUGGGUUCAGCACAUAACAACUUCAAUAAUGGCAACAAGGAUAUAAAGUAUUAUGGAAUCCCAGCACCAUCCGGUUUCACCACCACCACCCCCCCGCCCAGUAUCCAGGACCUGAGGAUUCGCAUCCACACCAGUCACAAAGUCCCAGGUCACCUGCAGUAUCUCGACAGCCCAUUAAUUAGCGUGAGAUGGUCCGCGGGCUGUAGGGUCCGCCCCGGGCCCCUGAGGCCGCGCUCGGAGGGCUCCGGUUCCCCGCAAGCCUGCGGGCUGCGGCUGGCGGUCCCUUCCCGCCCUUGCCGUGGUGAGGAGGAGCGGUGCUCGCAGGGCCUGAGCGGGGUCUGCUCCUUCGGCCGGGAGCCGGACAGCAGCCGUCCCUACUCGCAAGACUUUGUGGUUUGGGCUGCGUGUCAGGAGCGGUUGCGUCUUUGGGAUGUGAGAACUGGAAAUGAAAAAUUACUGCUGGAGGAGGAGGGUCAGAAGCAGCAUUUAGGGGCUGUUCCUGCAUGUUCAGUUCCACUGGGUUUUGUGAAGAAUGCAUUUCUGUAUCUUUUUUGUUCCUCAGGUAGCGGCUCGAAUCCUUUCCAGCAUUUGGAGAAGAGUGCUGUGCUUCAGGAGGCACGUAUCUUUAAUGAGACUCCUAUAAAUCCACGAAGAUGCCUGCACAUCCUUACCAAGAUCCUUUACUUGCUGAACCAGGGUGAACACUUUGGAACCACUGAAGCCACAGAAGCUUUUUUUGCAAUGACCAGAUUAUUUCAAUCUAAUGACCAAACCCUUAGAAGAAUGUGUUACUUUACUAUCAAAGAGAUGGCCAAUAUUUCUGAGGACGUCAUCAUUGUCACGAGCAGUUUGACCAAAGACAUGACAGGGAAGGAGGAUGUAUACCGAGGCCCGGCUAUCAGAGCGCUCUGCAGGAUCACUGAUGGUACGAUGUUACAAGCCAUUGAGAGAUACAUGAAGCAAGCCAUUGUGGACAAAGUCCCCAGUGUGUCUAGUUCUGCACUGGUGUCUUCCUUACAUAUGAUGAAGAUUAGUUAUGAUGUAGUCAAACGGUGGAUCAACGAAGCUCAAGAAGCAGCUUCUAGUGACAGCAUCAUGGUGCAGUAUCAUGCUUUGGGGCUGCUCUAUCACCUUAGAAAAAAUGAUCGCCUUGCAGUUUCCAAGAUGCUGAAUAAAUUCACUAAAUCUGGACUGAAAUCCCAGUUUGCCUACUGCAUGCUGAUCCGAAUUGCAAGCAAACUCUUGAAGGAAUCUGAAGAGGGCCAUGAAAGUCCACUCUUUGACUUCAUUGAGAGCUGUCUGCGGAAUAAGCAUGAAAUGGUUAUUUACGAAGCUGCUUCUGCAAUCAUCCAUCUCCCAAACUGCACAGCCCGGGAGCUGGCACCGGCUGUUUCAGUGCUGCAGCUUUUCUGUAGUUCUCCCAAACCUGUCUUGAGAUACGCAGCUGUACGGACCCUUAAUAAAGUGGCCAUGAAACAUCCGUCUGCAGUCACUGCCUGCAACCUGGACCUGGAAAACCUCAUCACUGACUCCAACCGCAGUAUCGCUACCCUCGCCAUCACCACGCUGCUGAAGACAGGCAGCGAGAGCAGUGUAGACAGGCUCAUGAAACAGAUCUCUUCCUUCGUGUCAGAAAUAUCAGAUGAGUUUAAGGUAGUGGUAGUACAGGCUAUCAGUGCUUUGUGCCAGAAGUACCCGCGGAAGCACAGCGUCAUGAUGACCUUCCUCUCCAACAUGCUCAGGGAUGAUGGUGGCUUUGAGUACAAGCGAGCCAUUGUGGACUGUAUAAUCAGCAUCAUCGAGGAGAAUCCUGAGAGUAAGGAAUCAGGCUUGGCUCACCUCUGCGAGUUCAUUGAAGACUGCGAACACACUGUCCUAGCCACAAAGAUCCUGCACCUCCUCGGGAAAGAGGGGCCAAGGACUCCGUCCCCAUCCAAGUACAUCCGCUUCAUAUUCAACAGGGUGGUGCUGGAGAACGAGGCUGUGAGGGCUGCUGCUGUAAGUGCACUAGCAAAGUUUGGUGCCCAGAAUGAGAAUCUUCUUCCGAGCAUCUUGGUGCUUUUGCAGAGAUGCAUGAUGGACAGCGAUGAUGAAGUUCGGGACAGAGCAACGUUCUACUUGAACGUACUGCAGCAGAGACAGAUAGCACUGAACGCUGCCUAUAUUUUUAACGGGUUGACCGUCUCUGUUCCUGGGAUGGAGAAAGCCCUGCACCAAUAUACCCUGGAGCCUUCUGACAAACCUUUUGAUAUGAAAACAGUUCCACUGGCUACUGCACCAAUCUUUGAACAGAAAGCAGAGAUUGCUCUAGUGACCAGCAAGCCUGAGAAAGUUGCUCCUUCACGUCAGGACAUAUUUCAAGAACAACUGGCAGCCAUUCCAGAGUUUAAGAACUUGGGUCUGUUAUUCAAGUCUUCAGAACCAGUGCAGCUCACAGAAGCAGAAACAGAGUAUUUUGUUCGUUGUAUUAAACAUGUGUUCACAAAUCACAUUGUUUUCCAGUUUGAUUGCACAAACACGUUAAAUGAUCAGCUGCUGGAGAGAGUCACCGUGCAGAUGGAGCCGUCGGACGCUUACGACGUGAUCUGUUGCAUCCCAGCACCCAGCCUGGCUUACAACCAGCCUGGCAUGUGUUACACCCUUGUCCAGAUUCCCCAGGAUGACCCCACUGCAGUUGCUUGUACUUUCAGUUGCACAAUGAAGUUCACUGUUCGAGACUGUGAUCCAAACACAGGCGUGCCAGAAGAAGAUGGCUAUGAUGAUGAAUAUGUGUUGGAAGAUUUGGAGGUGACCGUGUCUGAUCAUAUUCAGAAGGUUUUAAAGCCUAACUUCGCAGCUGCGUGGGAAGAAGUGGGAGAUGACUUUGAGAAAGAAGAAACCUUUGCGCUCAGUUCGAUUAAAACCCUUGACGAAGCUGUCAAUAACAUCAUCAAGUUCUUGGGCAUGCAGCCUUGUGAGAGAUCAGAUAAAGUGCCAGAGAACAAAAAUUCUCACACGCUCUACUUAGCUGGUGUAUACAGAGGCAGCUGUGACGUGCUGGUGAGGUCCAGGCUUGCUCUAGGAGAUGGUGUCACCAUGCAGGUGACAGUUAGGAGCAAGGAAGAAACACCCGUAGAUGUCAUCCUGGCUUCCGUAGGCUGAGUCUUACAGCACGUCUACUGUGAUGGAAACCUCUGCAAGCACUGGUUGGGUAUUUCACUGGAUAUCAAGCAGCCUGUCUGUCCUUCUGCAUGUAGUUUUUAUUCCUCGAUUUGGUAAAUAUUUUGUAUGAUGUUACAGUAGUGGCAAUAGUGACUGGCUGGUGCUGAGCCUUUCCCGUGUCCCUUCCCUCGUUGUCACUUACACAUUCCCAUCUAACUUAUUGCAUCUCUGGCCACUUGCAGUAGAGCAGGGAAGAUAAAAGAUGCAGGUGGUAAGAAAAUGGAAUCAGACUUUUGUCAAAACUGAUUUUUAUUAACAGAAAAUAAACACUGGUCCAAGUGGUGGAAUUCAUAUGAAUUACUGUUAAUAAAAUAGAAAUUUUUUUGUUCUAA